This is a messenger RNA of Liolophura sinensis, 2934 nucleotides long. RefSeq lists its product as uncharacterized. Bases 1 to 2934 code for a protein of 977 amino acids. The record is from RefSeq and is a predicted model, not a curated record. Lineage: Eukaryota; Metazoa; Mollusca; Polyplacophora; Chitonida; Chitonidae. The transcript is spliced from 6 exons.
AUGGCUGGCCUUUACUCCCUAGCACAGGCAACAUCAGAUCACACAACCCCAGUCACGUGUCGGCCAUCAUCGGUCUUUCAUGUUCAGACCGCCAGGGAUUACGUACAUGAUAUCAUCGAAAGGUCAAGGCCGGUCAUAUUGAGUGCUUAUCAGAAGGUGGAGUAUAAUCCUGAGCAGGACGAUAUAACCGCCGAGCUGACCUUGAAGCACAUGAACGCCGUGGCAUCGAUAUGUAGGUUGCUUGACGGGCCUGAGGAAGGCACGGCCGUGGAGCUAGAAAAGCGAGCAAUGAGUAUUGAAGCUAGCUGUUUCGGCGCUCUUGUACUCGGAAUAUUGCAGACAGCCGACGACUCGGAGAGUUCCAUUCUGUGCUCGCUGGGUGCUGCGUAUUUCCCCCACAAUGCUGCCAUGCGCCGUGCUCAACCACACAGGGCCGUCGAGCGGAUACCAUGGCGCGAAACAGAAAAUGGCAAGAACUAUUAUCGCAGAGAGACGGACGGACAUCUUGAGACAGAGAAUGAUGAGGAGCCUCACCGAGAGGCCAAUAGACUCACAGACAAUGGAGGCGGAAUCUCAGAUGAGGCGGACAGGCAUGCAAAUGAGAUCAACGGACUCUCAGACGAUGGACACGAGCAGCCAGAUGAAGCUAACAGACAUGUAAAUGUGGCCAACAGACUCCCAGAUGAUGGAGACGAACAUCCAGAUGAAGCUAACAGACAUGUAAAUGUGGCCAACAGACUCCCAGAUGAUGGAGACGAACAGCCAGAUGAAGCUAACAGACAUGUAAAUGUGGCCAACAGACUCCCAGAUGAUGGAGACGAACAGCCAGAUGAAGCUAACAGACAGCUAAAUGAGACCAACGGACUCUCAGAGGAUGGAGACGAACAACCAGAUGAAGCUAACAGACAUGUAAACGAGGCUAACGGACUCCCAGAUGAUGGAGACGAACAGCCAGAUGAAGCUAACAGACAUGUAAACGAGGCUAACGGACUCCCAGAUGAUGGAGACGAACAGCCAGAUGAAGCUAACAGACAUGUAAACGAGGCUAACGGAUUCCCAGAUGAUGGAGACAAACAGCCAGAUGAAGCUAACAGGCAUGUAAACGAGGCUAACGGAUUCCCAGAUGAUGGAGAUGAACAGCCAGAUGAAGCUAACAGACAGCUAAAUGAGACCAACGGACUCUCAGAGGAUGGAGACGAACAACCAGAUGAAGCUAACAGACAUGUAAACGAGGCUAACGGAUUCCCAGAUGAUGGAGAGGAACAGCCAGAUGAAUUUAACAGACAUGUAAGCGAGGACAACGGAUUCCCAGAUGAUGGAGACGAACAGCAAAAUGAAGCUAACAGACAGCUAAAUGAAACCAACAGACUCCCAGAUGAUGGAGACGAACAGCCAGAUGAAGCUAACAGACAUGUAAAUGGGGCCAACAGACUCUCAGAUGAUGGAGACGAACAGCCAGAUGAAGCUAACAGAUAUGUAAACGAAGCCAACAGACUUCCAGAUGAUGGAGACGAACAGCCAGAUGAAGCUAACAGACAGGUAAAUGAGGCCAACAGACUCCGAGACGAUGGAGACGAACAGCCAGAUGAAGCUAACAGAUAUGUAAACGAGGCUAACGGACUCCCAGAUGAUGGAGACGAACAGCCAGAUGAAGCUAACAGACAUGUAAACGAGGCCAACAGACUCCCAGAUGAUGGAGACGAACAACCAGAUGAAGCUAACAGACAUGUAAACGAGGCCAACAGACUCCCAGAGGAUGGAGACGAACAUCCAGAUGAAGCUAACAGACAUGUAAACGAGGCCAACGGACUCCCAGAGGAUGGAGACGAACAUCCAGAUGAAGCUAACAGACAUGUACACGAGACCAACAGACCCCCAGAUGAUGGAGACGAACAUUCAGAUGAGGCGAGUAGACUUCGAGAUGAGGUAGAUGAACAAUCUGAUAAUGUGACCAGACAUCCAGACGAGGUUAAUGGAGACCCAGAUGAGAGAGACGCACACCCAGAUGAUGAACAUCCAGAUGAGGCAAAUGGAUAUGUAGAUGAGGCAAAUCUACACCGAGAUGAGGUAGGUGGACACCCAGAUGAAAGGGACAUACUCUCAGAUCAGACGGAUGGACAUCCAAAUAAAGCGAACGGAUAUCCAGUAGAGGAAAAUGGACACACAGCUCAGGCAAAUGAUCACCAAGAUAAGAUCGAUGGACUUCCAGGUGAGAGGGAGGGACAAGCAGAUGAGACCAAUUGGAACCCACAUGAAACGUACGGAUAUCCAGGCGAGGCGGAUGUAUACACAGAUGAGGCAAACGGUUACCUUGAGACAGAUGCACAUCCAGCUGAAAGAGAUGGCCACCCUCAUGAGACAAGUGGACAAAUGGAUGACGGAAACGAACACCCAGGGGAUGAAAAUGUACACCCAAUAAAGAUAGACGGACCGCAAGCGGAUUCAUAUGGUUACAUAGAUGAGGAAGAUAAACAGUUAGAAAUUGGUGAUGAUCCUCAGACAAACACAGAUGACAAGGAUGGACUCGAGGCAUGUUAUGAAAAGCCCCAGGCAGUCGAGAGUCAUCCGAACAAGGAAAAGCUAUAUUCAGAAGAGAUAGUUGUGCUUUCAAAUGAGGCAAAUCUUCAUCCUAACGAGACAGAUGUACAUGGAAAUGAUGAAAAUAUCCUCACAGAUGAUACAGAUGUGCAUUCAAGUGAGGAAGAUGUGUAUCCAAACGAGGAAGAUAGGCUUCCAAAUGAGACAUAUUUACAUCCAUAUGAGGAAGAUGUGCGUCCAAAGGAGGCAGCGAUGCGUCUAAAUGAUGCAAAUGUGUAUCCAACUGAGACAGCUGGGCAUCUGAAUGAGGCAGAGGUGCAUCCAAACAAGACAGAGGUACAUCUGUGUCAGGCAGAGAGGUGCAGGCAAAGGAGGCAGAUGACCAUCAAGCGGUGA